UCCGCCUACCGGGUGCCGCAGCAGUGGUUCGGGAUCUGCCCGGGAACGAUCAGGGAGCGGAAAACCGCCAUCAUCAAGCCUGAUGUCUGGACAGGACGCCCCUGCCAACAAUGCUGCAGGGGGGGACAGGUCAGCGAGAAUCUGACGGCGCUCAAGGAGCCACGCCCACAGGGGCUGCAACACCGGGGUCCGGUGGACCGACCAACAUGACAUCGGAGAGCGAGUCAGAUGACACGGACAUGGGUCGGCUUCAAGCUCUGCUUGAAGCCCGGGGCCUGCCAUCUCACCUGUUUGGGGCACUAGGACCACGUAUGCAUCAACUACUCCACAGAACCAUGAGUGGGGGAACCAUGAGCAAGGUCCAGCAGCUGCUUCAGGGUCUCCAGGCCUCGGGUGAUGAGGGCCAGCAACUCACUGCUGUCAUGGAAAUGUGUCAGUUGCUGGUAAUGGGGAAUGAAGACAGCCUGGCAGGUUAUCCAGUGAAGCAGGUGGUGCCGGCCCUCAUCACACUCCUGCAGAUGGAACACAAUUUUGACAUCAUGAACCAUGCAUGUCGGGCUCUCACCUACAUGAUGGAGGCUCUGCCCCGGUCUUCAGCAGUUGUUGUGGAUGCUGUGCCUGUCUUCUUGGAAAAGCUGCAAGUCAUUCAGUGUAUGGAUGUAGCCGAACAGGCUCUCACAGCUCUAGAGAUGCUGUCUCGGAGACACAGCAAGUCAAUCCUGCAAGCUGGAGGAAUUGCCGCAUGUCUGAUGUUUAUAGACUUCUUCAGUAUCUCUGCUCAGCGCAGUGCCUUGACUGUCACUGCCAACUGUGUCCAGAGUUUAUCCUCAGAAGAGUUCCACUACGUCAGGGACUCACUGCCUCUACUGAGUGGGCGACUCAGCCACCAGGACAAGAAAUCAGUGGAGAGUGUGUGUCUGUGCUUCUCUCGACUUGUGGACAACUUCCAGAGUGACCAGAGAUUGUUGAAGGAGAUAGCUGUGCAUGGCCUGCUCUCCAACAUACAACAGCUGCUGGUGGUGAGCCCCCCAGUCAUCAGCACAGGCACAUUUGUGAUGGUCAUACGGAUGUUGGGGGUCAUGUGUGCCAGCUGUCCUGAUCUGGCGGUUGUACUGCUCAAACAAAAAAUAGCAGAGACCCUUUGUUACUUGUUAAUAGGAGCCUCUGAGCAACCCGAGAAGAAUAUAGAGCUUGUUUCCCGAACUCCCCAGGAAUUAUAUGAGAUAGUUUGUUUGACAGGAGAGUUGUUACCGAAGUUGCCAAAUGAUGGCAUUUUUGCCAUUGAUUCGAUGUUACGGAAAGGCAGGUGUGUAAAUACAGAUUCUGUGAUAUGGCAAUGGCAGGAUGACAGGGCAAUGUGGCGGCCAUACAACACUAUUGACAGCAAGAUAGUUGAGGCUGCAUAUCAAGCUGGUGAAGAUGAGGUCAGUCUUUCCACAAUGGGCCGGUCCUACGCAGUUGACUUUAACUCAAUGCAACAAAUCAACGAAGACACUGGUACAGCACGUCCUGUACAACGCAAACUGAAUCCCCUGGCCCCAGCAUCACAGCAGAGCUCAUCAGCCACAUCUGUGUCAUCGGACCCCAACUUAGAAAGAUGUGAUUCCCGCGCUGAGAUCUUGAAGGAGGACAGUGAUCUGGCUACAGCCUUCAUUCAGACACUCUUCUCUGUGUUGUACGAGGUCUACAGCUCAUCAGCUGGCCCUACUGUGAGACACAAGUGUCUGCAGACACUGCUGCGAAUGAUCUACUACGCAUCGUCUGACCUGCUCAAAGAAGUGUUGAGGAACCAGCCAGUGUCAAGCCACAUAGCUGCAAUGAUGGCGUCCCCAGAUCUCAAGGUCGUCGUAGGAGCGAUACAGAUGGCAGAUAUACUGAUGAAGAAACUGGAGGAUAUCUUUGGCAUAUAUUUCAGAAGAGAAGGUGUCAUGCACCAGAUCAAGUUUCUGUCUGAGAUGGACCUGCAGUCCCCCUCUACCACCUCCAAGUCCAUCUCCACCUCCUCCUCUCACAGCCUCUCCAGCAACAGCAGCGGGGGCAGUACCUCGGGCUCAGGGUCAGGGAGCAUCGGCGGGGACACCAUUGAGAAGAAGGAGACAGAAAUCACCACCAUCUCACCAGGAGCAACAGCUCAGCCUGAUGAGUCCCCUCAGAUGCGUUUAAGUGAUGUUCUCAAAAGGAAACGACCUCCAAAACGAGGUCCAACCAGAAAAGGCAACAAAUCAGAUGAUGUAAUGGAAACUGGUGCUCGUGGUGGACCGGUCCUAAGCGGUAGAACUUCCAGUCGGGGGAAAUCUUCAAGCAAAGACAGUAAAUCUAGUUCUGGUCCAAAGGCAACUUUCUUGACAAGUUUGAAUCCAAGGAGUUGGGGUCGUCUUGGUGGUUCCUCCAGUUCUUCUGAUAGGCCACCUCUACCAAAGGACACAUCUGUACAGAAGAUAUCUUACAACACAUCAUCAGCAAACAGGGAGAAAGUCAGAGCAUGGAUCAAAGAGCAGGCUACCAAAUUCCUAGAGAAAUAUUUCUCAACUGAAGCUCCUGGUGGGAGUCACCCAGCCCUCAAUGUUCUCAACAGGUUGUGCACAGCCACUGAACAACUCUCUCUAGAUAAUGAUGAAAGCCUGUCAGCACUAAAGGAGAUUUCCAGUAUUAUGAAGGAGAGUGAUGUCUCACCUUUUGAGAUCAUCCAUAGUGGCCUUGUAAAGAAGCUAUUGAUGUACCUCACAUCCACGUCAGGCUCCGUCCCCCGGGACCUCCGCAUCAGGCUGUUUCUUCACGUCUUCCUAGGAUGCCCUCUCCCCGAGGUGACCUACAUCAAGGAGAGAAUAGAGGAUCAGCAGGGACAGUUGUACCCACUUGUCAGCAAGAUGAUGGGGUGUCUUCAUCAGUUAGAACAGUUCCAGGUUAAAGUGCAUGAUCUACCAGGAGGCAACAGUUCAAGUGGGCGGGGAUCAAAUGCACUCAAGUUCUUCAGUACACAUCAGUUAAAAUGCCAGUUACAAAGACAUCCCUCUUGUUCAUCUCUGCGGCAAUGGAAGGGUGGUCCAGUGAAAAUCGAUCCUCUAGCUCUUGUGCAGGCAAUAGAGAGGUAUCUUGUCAUGAGAGGCUACGGGAGAACCAAGGAUGGAGAAGAGGAGAUAAGUGAUGAAGAGAACUCAGAUGAUGAUGUAGAGGACACUAUGGCGGCAGUGUUCAUCAGUCAGGGUACAGCACGGCACCGACUGGAGUUCCUGAUUGGAGACCGUGUCCUGCCCUACAACAUGACAGUGUACCAGGCAAUCAAACAGUUCAGCCUUAGUGGGGAGGGGAGUGAGACUGACACAGACUCGGAGAACCCUCUCAGCCAUGCUGGUAUCUGGGUACAGACCCACACAAUAUGGUACCGACAGGCUGCUGAACAGGAAGAGGUCACCGCUACUAGUCCAAAGAAAACAAAAGCUGAGUCUAAAGGUGCUAAAGCUGCCCGAAGGAAACACGAUGAUCUGCAUAAAGAUAGCCAUUGUUCUGUGAUAGUUCCCCUCUUGAAUGCCUUCCUCACUGACAAGCUGCCUGCGUUUGUCACAGUCCAGGACCCGUCUCUCGAUGUUAUUGCUCUGUUGCGGGUGUUGCAUUCUCUCAACAGGCUCUGGGCAACUCUCUUUGAAGUGUCCUUCUUCCCAUCCCCGGUGCUACCAGCAUCAGACUUCACCAGCAAUAAACUGACAGCGAAGGCCAACCGCCAGCUCCAGGAUCCUCUCAUUAUUAUGACAGGCAACCUCCCCAACUGGCUGGGGGAAAUAGGCACUGCAGCGCCAUUUUUGUUCCCCUUUGAUACACGACAACUGCUGUUCUUCGCUACAUCAUUUGACCGAGAUCGGGCCAUGAUGCGUCUACAGCAGGACAACUCUGGUGACAGUAUACAGAAUGACAGUGAGAGAGUGGCACCACGCCUGGAUCGCAGGAGAAGAAUGGUUAGUCGUGUUGACUUGCUCAAACAGGCUGAAAAAGUCAUGGAGGAACUAGGAAACUCCAAAGCUCUAUUGGAAAUACAUUAUGAGAAUGAGGUGGGUACAGGCCUGGGCCCUACAUUAGAAUUCUAUGCUCUGGUGUCCCGGGACUUCCAAAGGACCGACCUAGACAUGUGGAGGGGGGGAAGCUGUAAAGGCGGCGAACCCGUCAGACCCAGAAAACAAGAUAUCCUACAUGCCUCACCUUGUGGCUUGUUCCCGGCCCCUCUGGCCAGAAACACCAAAGCUGCAUCUGUCAACAAAGUCAAAUCAAAGUACAAGUUCCUAGGGAAAUUCCUGGCCAAAGCUCUCAUGGAUUCAAGAAUGGUUGAUCUUCCACUGAGUCCAGUAUUCUACAAGUGGUUGUUGGGGCAGGAACACAGCGUGACAUCAGCUGACCUGCAACACAUAGACCCAGUUGUUGCUAAAUCUUUCCGCCAACUUGAAGAUAUUGUGCACCAGAAGAAGAGAAUUUUAAGUGACAAGUCACAUACCGAAGAGUCUCGUCAACUAGCCCUGGACAGUCUGACCCUGGAUGGGUGUAGUAUAGAGGACCUGGACCUCACCUUCACACUACCAGGCUACACAAACAUUGAGCUGAAAAAGGGGGGCAAGGAUGUGCCAGUCACACUCGACAAUCUUGAGGACUACUUACAGCUGGAGCAGUUGUUCUGUGGUAGCGGGAGUGAGCUGUGGGACAUGAAGAUGCUGAUGGAAUGCUGCCGCCCUGACCACGGCUAUACACAUGACAGUCGGGCAGUCAAGUUCCUCUUCCAGGUGCUCAGUGCUUACACCCCCGAGCAGAGAGACUUCCUUCAGUUUGUUACAGGCUCACCGAAACUACCUGUAGGAGGAUUCCGAAGUCUUUCCCCACCUCUGACCAUAGUGAGAAAAUCCUUCGAGUCCAAUGAAUGCCCGGACAAUUUCCUACCAUCUGUGAUGACAUGUGUCAACUACCUGAAGCUCCCGGACUACUCCACAGUGGAGAACAUGCGAGACAGGUUGAGUGUUGCUGCCAGAGAAGGACAGCUCUCCUUCCAUUUAUCAUGAGCUGUCAGGAGCCACUUCAAUACUUUGUGGGCAUUUUCCUAGGACAAAGCAUUGUGUCAAAUCAAACAGGCGGAUUAUGAUGAAACAAAAUAAUAUUUGUGACUGGAAUGUAUUUUGUUUAUGGACUUGUAUGGUGGAGUGUUAAACAGAUUGAGGUCACAGUGUGUGAUGUAGGAUGUUCCUACGGAAACCUUCCCUUUAGUUGCCAAAGGGAAAAAUUAAGUGGUGAUACAAGGGAUCACAUGUGAAAAUAUUUGCAUACUGACAAAAUCUGUGAAUUUCUUCAGACCAGUGGUCAGGGAUACAAUUCAAAGUCAGACAAGUCAUGUCCAAAAGUGUGUUUUCAAGAUAUGCCUUCUUGACUGAAGGAGAGAAGCUGGCACUUAACAGCAAGGAUGCAUCUAAUGGGAGUUCAAGGCUACGAUAUGGUGAUACAACAGAGUCUAAAUAAUGUAAAGCUACUGUUUGAUAGCUUGAGCUGUGUACAUGAUUUGCAGUGACAAGCCAAUACUACUGUGUACCUGUACUGUUGAAGUAUCUGUACACUCUAAUGCAAGGUGUUUGUGUAUGUGAGCAUUGUCAUGCAAGCAUCCUCUAUGUAGUGCACACCGUGGACAGGCUCACCUUGAACAUUUGGCAUUUAAUUUGUAUCUCAUUUCUUGUUUUAUACAGACAACUAUUCCUUAUUUCUGAUUGUGUUGUUGUUAUGUGUUUGAUAUGUAGAGCAGGAUCUGCUCGGUGUACAUAAAUAUACAUGUGAUAUAAUCGUAAGAGCUCCAUAUGACUGUAACAGUCCUAGAGGGUCCACAUGGACAAUGGUACACCCAUCUUGCAUAUGAGCUCUACUGGACAAUAUUAUAAUGAUGUUCAUCAUGCAUAAAUGCUUCAACUGCAACCUGCCUGAGUGGCUGUCAUCAUCAGAGCAUCUUAAAUCAAGGGGUGUGGAGUGUCUGCUCUUUCAGCAAGCAAUAGCAGUCUGGUGUAGCUUUUUGAAAAUCAUGGGUUGGUUUAUAAAGACAUGUAAUAGAAACAACUGGCUGCCUGUUUUAUUUCUUUAUCCACAGGGGCGGUGGGGUAGCCUAGUGGCUAAAGCAUUUGCUUGUCAAGCCAAAGACCCGGGUUUGAUUCCCCACAUUGGUACAAUGUGUGAAGCCCAUUUCCUGUGUCCCCUGCCGUGAUAUUGCUGGAAUAUUGCUAAAAGUGGCAUAAACUAAACUCACUCACUGUUUAUCAACAUGUAUGCAAAGGCUACAAUGCCCUGUCCUGCUUCCUGUCAACUAUGUCACUUUGCUGGAUUAGCAGAAUUUUGCAUUAAAUUUACCUGGAGUAUAACGAAAUUGUCUUGAAAAUUAAUAUUUGAAUUGUGAGUCGAUUCCCAAAAGAGUACAAUAUGUGGAGUCUAUCAUUGGUGUCUUGUCUUAAUAUUAUGAACUCUUUGAUUUUCUUACAUCAAUUAACUCCUGUCAAAUUAGCUGUCCAUAGUCCGCAAUGGUUGUUUUAGUUUGAUGCUUCAGAUCUGAAAGAAAGUACAGUUAAAGAAAAGAAGUAACUACAUUGAGGACAGACAGACAGUUCUAAGUGAAUAAACCAUCAAUGAAAAUUAUAGUUUGAUUUCUUGCCAAAGUGAAGCGUUUCCAAUUUCCACACCCCUGACCUGUUUUGUGCUGGUUCAACAAAUAGUGGGGAACUACAUCAUGCUAGAAAUGUAUUUAUGUACGUUUUUGUAUGUAAAGAAACCUCCAUUAGUGCCACUCAGAUGAAUGUAAGUCUCAUUUGUUCCUCUUUAUGCUUCUCUGAAAUUGUUAGUUUCGCUGUCUGAUCAGAAGAUCUGUAUGAAAGGGAUAUGAUUUUGCAUUACCACAAUUUGCAAAAUUUCUUUCAUAACAUAUGCUGAAUGAUAAGCAAAGUAUAUUGAACUGCAUUUACUAAAGCAAAUGAAGUGUUGCAUCUCAAAAAAGCCUGAAUAUAUUAGUAAACCAAUAUCAUUAAAAGCAUGUUGAGUGUUUGUAAACAUUCACUUUAAUCAUCAAGCUUUCAUCUUGAAUACUUGUUUACAAACAGGCAUAUUAUCCAUUGAUGUAACCCUAAUUCGGUGAAGAGAAAUGUGUAUGCUGUCCGUAUAUGAUUAUGUUGAUGUUAUGUCUCCUUAUCUUUGCAAUAUGCCAUAGUCAUCACUACAAUCACUAAUUGAUCUGAGACUGUAUCUUUUCUUAUUAUUCUUAUGUUAAACCAAAGACUUGCUGCAUCUGCUUAGUGAUGGCAACAAGACAAUGCUCAUUGGUUAUGAUGAAGCCUUGGAUCUCCUCCCACUGAGAUGUGCUGGCAAUGCCAAGAAGUGUAUAUUUCUUGACAUCAGACUCCCUUUUGACAAAGCUGUAUCAGGGCUAAAGCAGUCACUAACUCUUUGUGAAGCACAAAAUUACGAGACCUGCUUUAUUGAACAGAGCCAGGUUAUGAUGGCAAUAUGUAAAAGAUGGCGUGAGCUGUAUUUAAUCUAAAUUUUGUGUUUAAAUUAGAUUUCAUGACUGAGGGGUUAUGUUUCUCUUUAUUUGAUUUAUGUUAAUUGAUUGUAUGACGUCAUUGUUAGAAAUUAAGGGAGACCCAGGAGUCUUGAGAUUGGCUGCUCUGGAAAAUAUAAUUUAAGGGACUUCUGAAUCUGAAGGGACCCUUUGAGGAUUUUCAUGCUUAUUUUCCCAAACUGAUUGUGUAUUGGUCAUUCAUGUAUUUGUAAAACAUGCUGAAGACGGUCCUACAAAUCCACUGUACUUCAAAUGUUUCAUUUGCUAUUCUUUGUGAAAGUGUUAUAGUUAUACACAGCAGAAUCUUAGCAUGGUUUAUAUACAUAAGUAACUGACAAGGGAACAGAUACAGUCUGUACUUAACAUAGCCUUGCUGUGAAGUGAUGGCUUCUUUACUAUCCUGAAACAUUUGUCUUACAAAAGAGUGGCUGUCUGAAGUCUUAUUGGAACUAUGUAUCUGAAAGUCGCUGUCCACAUGUUUGAAUAAUGCCAUGGAUUUUGUUUAACUAAGAUCAUAGUGUUAAAGGCUAGACUGUUUUGCUGGAUUUAAAGGACAUACCUCAAUAAUUGAAACUUAGCACUUCUUCAGAAUUUGGAGAUUUAUGUAUACAAGUACCUAAAGUAUCAUUGGCCAUGACUUAUUCCAAACUGUUGCAGCUCCUUAACUUCCACCUCACACUACACAGAAAUGAUGCAACUAUUAAGUAGCAAUCAUUUUGAAAUUAUGCUUUUGAUUUUUAAACAAAUGAUUUCACAUAUGCUGACUCAAAAUGAUGUUUUGCAUAUGGGCAAAAAGAACAAGUAUUCACAUUGAUCCUUCCCAAUGACUCGAGUGUCUCUGUAUAUACAAUUUGAAACUCAAGGGCAAGGGAACGUAACCUCAUUACAGUUACUUCUUCCUUGAGCAUCCUAUGGCCAACUGUUUCUCUACAUAUACGUAGAGAAACAAAUAAAGGAACACAGGAAAAUUCAAUCGUUCCUUUAUUAUUUUCCAGUUUUCAUCACCACAGCGCUAUUCAAAGCUGGUGAUGAAAACUGGAAAAUAUUAAAUGAACACUUGAAUGUUCCUGUGUUCCUUUAUUUGUUUCUGUACAUAUAUAUUAUCUGAAUCAGCAGAUUAAGUGAAGUGUCUAUAUACGUUAUGCUAUCAUCUUGGCUGAAGCACAGUGGAGCAUCGUUAAUGGAAAGUUUUGAAUUAGACCCAAAUCAAGUAUGAGACAUAUUUACUUCAAAUUAUUUGACGGUUCCUACAACAGCAGUGUCCAUAUUAACAAGGUCCCACUGUGGUUUAGUUCAGUUUGUUAGAGUGUUCAUCAUGGAAAUAAAUUCUUACUGUGGUAUAUAGAAACAUGUCAGUUGUUAGUUAGCCCAAUUCCUUGACCAAGUCAUUCAAGUGUACUUGACAUGUGAAGAUGAAGUAUAGUUAUUGUUAAUGGAGGUAUUCUAAUGGAAUAGCUUGGGCUGAAAAGUGACCAGUAACUCCUGAAUCAGCUGGACCAUAUGGAGAGAAUGUAUUUAGGUAAUUAAAUGUUAGCUGAUGUCACACAGGCAGAGAUACAACAAAGCAAAAGGUUCAAUCUCCUAAAUUCAAGCACACCCUGAAACUCAUUUUAUCUCAGAAGCAGUGAGAUAUUUUCUUGCUACAAAGCACUUAAUGAUAAGGAUUACUUGAAUGCUGAUGGUACUGGUCUCACCUGUGUGUCCUUAUCAAGGAAUGCAAGAGUCUGUUUUAUUGACUGGUGAAUAAGACUGAACUAGCCAGUUGAUAGCAAAGUGUCAGCAUGGGUAGGUUCUUUUGGUGUGUUUGUACAGAAUGGUCAAGGAAUGUGGGUGUAGGUAGCUUAUGUUGACACUGCAAAGACCUGUAUCAGUUGUAGGUCACCAUAGGUGUACACUGUGUUCAUGUUACUUGUCUCUUCAACACAGGAUAUCGAGAAAGUCUGAGUGAAAAUUUGAGUGUUCUAUUCUUUGAUAUUUGCCAAAUUAUGAUUUAUAUGAAAGGCUAAAGAGAAUAAAUGAUAUUUAUUAUAUUACA
Haliotis rubra (blacklip abalone) is the source of this 9590-nucleotide messenger RNA. Its product is annotated as E3 ubiquitin-protein ligase TRIP12-like. Gene Ontology annotation, cellular component: nuclear speck. Gene Ontology annotation, molecular function: ubiquitin protein ligase activity; zinc ion binding. The record is from RefSeq and is a predicted model, not a curated record. Gene Ontology annotation, biological process: DNA damage response; protein polyubiquitination; regulation of double-strand break repair. NCBI's taxonomy places the organism in Eukaryota, Metazoa, Mollusca, Gastropoda, Lepetellida, Haliotidae.